Pichia kudriavzevii is the source of this 1119-nucleotide messenger RNA. RefSeq lists its product as uncharacterized. The record is from RefSeq and is a predicted model, not a curated record. Gene Ontology annotation, biological process: tricarboxylic acid cycle; isocitrate metabolic process. Lineage: Eukaryota; Fungi; Ascomycota; Pichiomycetes; Pichiales; Pichiaceae. The coding region runs from base 1 to 1119 and encodes 372 amino acids. Gene Ontology annotation, molecular function: NAD binding; isocitrate dehydrogenase (NAD+) activity; magnesium ion binding. Gene Ontology annotation, cellular component: mitochondrion. The transcript has a single exon.
AUGUUAUCUGCAUCCAGGCUAUCCCUAAGAAGAGCAUACACCACAGCAACUAAGAACCUGACCAUUGGGUUGAUCCCUGGUGACGGUAUUGGCCGUGAAGUUAUUCCUGCAGGUAAGCAAGUUUUGGAGGCACUGCCUUCCGACUAUGGUUUGAAAUUUAACUUCAUCAACUUAGAUGCAGGUUUUGAACUCUUCAAGAAAACAGGCACUGCAUUGCCAGAUGCAACCGUGGAUGCCUUAAAGUCUUCUUGUGACGGUGCUCUAUUCGGUGCUGUCUCAUCCCCUUCUGUUAAAGUUGCGGGAUACUCUUCUCCAAUUGUCGCAUUGAGAAAGAAGAUGGGCUUGUACGCCAACGUCAGACCUGUCAAAUCAGUUGAGGGCACUGGCAGACCUGUUGAUAUGGUCAUUGUUAGAGAGAACACUGAAGAUUUGUACAUCAAGGAGGAGAAGAUAUUCGAAAAGGAUGGCCAAAAAGUUGCCGAAGCAAUCAAGAGAAUUUCCGAAUCUGCAACUAGAAGAAUCUCGAAAAUGGCUUACGAGAUUGCUUUACAAAGACAGCAAGUUAGAGACUUGGGUGGUGAAUCGUUACAUUCCAAGCCUUCAGUUACUGUUGUUCAUAAAUCGAACGUGUUAUCUGUCUCCGACGGUUUAUUCAGAGAAACAUGUAAGAAAGUCUAUGAGGAAAACGUAGACAAGUUUGCCUCAAUCACUUAUCAAGAACAAAUUGUGGACUCCAUGGUUUACAGAAUGUUCAGAGAACCAGAGAUUUUUGAUGUUGUUGUUGCUCCAAACUUGUAUGGUGAUAUCUUGUCUGAUGGUGCAGCUGCCCUAGUCGGUUCACUAGGUGUUGUUCCUUCUGCCAAUGUCGGUGACAACUUUGCAAUUGGUGAGCCAUGUCAUGGUUCUGCUCCAGAUAUCGAAGGUAGAGGCAUUGCUAACCCAAUCGCUACGAUCAGAUCCACAGCUCUAAUGUUGGAAUUCAUGGGUUAUUCUGAGCCAGCUGCUAAGAUCUACUCUGCCGUUGAUGCCAACCUGAAGGAAGAUACCAUAAAGACCCCUGACUUAGGUGGUAAGUCCACGACUCAAGAAGUCGUUGAUGACAUCAUCAAAAGAUUCUAA